Babesia bigemina is the source of this 627-nucleotide messenger RNA. RefSeq lists its product as hypothetical. The record is from RefSeq and is a predicted model, not a curated record. NCBI's taxonomy places the organism in Eukaryota, Apicomplexa, Aconoidasida, Piroplasmida, Babesiidae. The transcript has 4 exons. The coding region runs from base 1 to 627 and encodes 208 amino acids.
AUGGUUAACAGCUACGGAGGCAGUUUCAUAGGCUUUCAAGCCAUACGCGAGGGGGCAAGCGGGGGCAACGACAAACUUAAGAAGGUACUCGUUGCCCCUAAGGUUCCGGAGGGCCCUCCUGAGGUGUUGGUCAUCGAUCUUCGAAGCGCUACAAACAUCAACCUGCCGGAAACCAAACCGCCCGUUAGUACCGACUUCGUGAUAACGGCGUUUUUCGACGACGAAACCGUAGAAGAAGCGUUCAAACACAUGAGGCAGUCCUGUAAGCCGACCAAGGGUGUGUAUUGCUACGACUCCUACACAUGCCAAUUCGAUCAGCAGAUUGUGUUGCCUUGCGCCGGAAAGAAGCACGUUGUGCUAUAUGUAUCGUAUGUCACCAUAAUAACGGCGCCGGAUGGAUCACGUGACUUGGACUUAAAAGGGUACGGGUUAACCAAACCGAUCCCUCUCGACUCGUGCGGCACCGUGCCGAUUCACAAGGAGCAGUUGUUGGCGUCAAACGGCACUGACACAGUGAGCAUGGCGCUGACCUACUCCGUGAAAAUGGCGAAAUCGAGUGACAGCGACCAAAUUCCUCCAGACACUCUAGGCGGGUUAGUUUUAAGGCCCAAAAUAAAAUUUUUAUAG